This is a messenger RNA of Aspergillus tubingensis, 2412 nucleotides long. RefSeq names its product i-AAA protease YME1. Gene Ontology annotation, cellular component: mitochondrial inner membrane. Lineage: Eukaryota; Fungi; Ascomycota; Eurotiomycetes; Eurotiales; Aspergillaceae. The transcript is spliced from 5 exons. The coding region runs from base 1 to 2412 and encodes 803 amino acids. The record is from RefSeq and is a predicted model, not a curated record. Gene Ontology annotation, biological process: mitochondrion organization; protein quality control for misfolded or incompletely synthesized proteins. Gene Ontology annotation, molecular function: ATP hydrolysis activity; ATP binding; metalloendopeptidase activity.
AUGGCCUUCCAAGUCCCCUUCCCCAAGCCGGGUCUUGCGGCCGUGACCUCAGAUCUCUGGCCGUCAAUGACACGGUUGUUUAAUGCGCCCCGGAAUAACGUCGAACACGCCUCCCGCUCCGGAUAUGCCGCCCCUCAGCCCUCCCAACGCGCGGUUGCGGAAGCAACCUCCACGGGAUCAAGUGGUGUGCAGCUGCCCGAGUUCCUGGCUACUGUGUCUUCCGAGGCGUUGAAGGCAAGCAUCUUGAACAAGACCGCUCAAAGCGGAUGGUCUCGCUCCUUGCUCAAUGGAACCACAAUGUGGACCUCGCCGUCUCUUGCUACCCGUCAUCUUGCCUCUCCCUCUGCUCGUUCCUACUCCACGAUAUCCAUGUCCGUCAACCGUCUUCGCCACGCCCCCCAAGUACAAGGUCUCUCCCGGUUACAGCAACAGCGUUUUCUGUUUGGUGGUUCUUCUCACAAUCUGUUGGCGCAGAAGGAGAAGACUGCCAACAACAACCCUAGCAGCGCAAACGCUCAGAAUGCUUUCUACCAGGCCCUCCUCCGUGCAAACCACCCUGCCAUUGUCGUUGAACGGUACAAAAGCGGUCAUUUUGCCACGAAUGCGGCUACGGACGAACUCUACAUGAAAGCCUUGCAACGCGUUGGUGGCGUGGAUUCUGCGGUAGCGGUCCCUGCGUCCGGCCAGGCCGUCAGCCCCGAGCGGCUGCAAGCCAUCGGACAGGCCGUCGCAACCCAGUUUCACGGUGGACAAUUCGGUUCUUCUACCCACUACGGUUCAGCAGUCAAGCAGACUGGCACUGGAAACAAGGAAGAUCCUCUGCACGUGGUUGUGGAGGAGUCAACCGGAAGUGCUGUCUUCAGAUGGGUCAAGUUCCUGUUCUACUUCGCCUUCUUCGCUUAUCUGUCUCUGGUUAUGAUCACAAUCUUGGUUGAAACGACUGGUGCCCUGAAGAACAUCAGGGGCCCGCAGAACAGCGAAGCUCAGCCUCAGCAGCAGACUGUCCGUUUCAGCGAUGUGCAUGGUUGCGAUGAAGCCAAGGAAGAACUUCAGGAACUCGUCGAAUUUCUCACUAACCCCGAUCGCUUCUCCUCGCUUGGUGGCAAGCUGCCCAAGGGUGUUCUCCUGGUUGGUCCUCCUGGUACCGGAAAGACUUUGCUGGCUCGUGCUGUUGCAGGAGAGGCUGGUGUUCCUUUCUUCUACAUGUCUGGCUCUGAAUUCGAUGAGGUCUACGUGGGUGUCGGCGCCAAGCGCGUUCGUGAAUUGUUCACUCAAGCCCGCAGCAAGUCCCCCGCCAUCAUCUUCAUUGAUGAGUUGGAUGCCAUUGGUGCCAAGAGGAACGAGAGGGAUGCCGCCUACGUGAAGCAAACCUUGAAUCAACUGCUUACUGAACUCGAUGGCUUCUCCCAAAGCAGCGGAGUGAUCAUCAUCGCCGCAACCAACUACCCCCAACUUCUGGAUAAGGCUCUCACGCGUCCUGGUCGCUUUGAUCGCAAGGUGACUGUUGGUCUUCCCGACGUCCGUGGUCGUAUGGAUAUUCUCCGACACCACAUGAAGGAGGUCCAGGUCAGCAUGGAUGUUGAUGUUGGUGUCAUUGCUCGUGGUACCCCCGGUUUCUCUGGUGCCGAUUUGGAGAACCUUGUUAACCAAGCUGCCAUCUAUGCGAGCCGUAACAAACAAACCAAGGUUGGCCCGAAGGACUUCGACUGGGCUAAGGACAAGAUCAUGAUGGGUGCUGAGGCUCGCAGCCGUAUCAUUCAGGACAAGGACAAAAUCCUCACUGCCUACCACGAGGCCGGUCACGCUCUCGUUGCUUACUUCUCCCCUUCCUCUACGCCUUUGUACAAGAUCACCAUUGUUCCUCGAGGCAUGGCCUUGGGUGUGACUCACUUCCUGCCUGAGAUGGACAUGGUCUCGAGGAAUUACACUGAAUACCUUUCGGAUAUCGACGUCUCCAUGGGCGGUAAGGCUGCCGAGGAGCUAGUUUUCGGCCCCGACAAGGUGACCAGUGGAAUCUCUGCGGACAUUCAACAAGCCACUGAAACCGCCUUUACCUUGGUCACCCGUUUCGGCUACUCUAAGAAGCUCGGAAACGUUGACCUGUCGAGCAACUAUGACAGCCUCUCAUCGGAAACGAAGCAGGAGAUUGAAUCCGAAGUCCGUCGUUUAGUCGAGGAGGGUCGUGCCCGUGCUAGCAACAUUCUGACUGAGAAGCGGGAGGAGCUGGAGCUCUUGACCAAGGCUUUGAUUGAAUACGAGACACUGACAAAGGAGGAGAUGGAGAAGGUUCUGCGAGGCGAAAAGCUCGACAAGCUGCAAUCAGCUCCCGCGGCGCCGCUGAAAUUGCCCGAAGCCCUACAGACGGCCCGGCUACCACCUACAGUGACCAGCGGAAAUUCCGUCCAGGAAUAA